AUGGACGCCUCCGCCUCUUCUCUCCCCUACACCUGCAACACUUGCCUUGUUGCUUUCCGCGGCAGCGAUGCACAGCGGGGGCACAUGCGCACCGACUGGCACUUGUAUAACAUGAAGCGUCGGAUUGCCUCCCUUCCCCCAGUGUCCCAGGAAACCUUCAACGAAAAGGUCCUCGUUGCCAAAGCCACCACCACUGCCGCGGCCGCCAAGGCAUCGUUCGAGACGACCUGUGUCGCUUGCCAGAAGACCUUCUACAGCGAGAACUCCUACCAGAACCAUAUCAAGAGCUCCAAGCACAAGGCUCGCGAGGCCCGCAUGAGCCGAGACAAUGCCGACGAGUCGUCCUCCGUCAUGAGCUCCACUUUCUCCCUGGGAGAACCCAUCAACAAGCCCCGCGUCGGAGAGUCCGAGGUCAACAAGGUCGCCGAGACCCUCAAGGAUGCUACCAUCAAGGAGGAGAGCAAUGAAGACGAGGAGAUGUCUGAUGAUGGAUUCUUUGCGUCUCGUUGUCUUUUCUGUCUGCAGAAGUCAGCCAAUGUUGAAGAGAACACCGAGCACAUGUUCAAGACUCACGGCAUGUUCAUCCCCGAGAAGGACUACCUCGUUGACCUUGAGGGUCUUCUCCGCUACCUGUGGCGCAAGAUCAACGAAAACAGCGAAUGUCUCUACUGCCAUAUGAUCCGGAACACCCCCGAAGGCAUCCGCACCCACAUGAAGGACAAGGGCCACUGCAUGAUCGCAUUCGAGUCCGAGGCCGAGCAGAUCGAGAUCGGCCAGUACUACGACUUCCGCAGCACCUACACAGAUGACGAAGAGUGGGAGUCCACCGGCAGCGAGACACAUGAGGAAGGAGGCGUCAAGGUUGACGGCGAAGACGAGGGAUGGGAGACAGACGCCUCAUCCAUGGACGAGGAUGAGGACGACCUCGACAACCGCAAGCGCGCGCCCGUCGUCUACGCCACCGACUACGAGCUGCAUCUUCCCUCCGGCCGCAGCGUCGGCCACCGCUCCCUCGCCAAAUACUACCGCCAGAACCUGCACAACUACCCCACCGCAGAGGAACGUGCCGAGCGCCAACUUGCCAUCGAGAACGGCGAGAUCGAGGAAGAGGAGCCGAAGCCUCGUGGCCGCAACCUCAACCGUGCGCUUAUCACCCGUGCCAAUGGCGGUACUGGUAUGAUUGGAGUGACCGACUCUCAGAAGAAGGAGGUGAUGAUCACCGAGCGCAAGGAGCGCCAGAGAGCCAUGCGGCAAGAGCAGCGCUUCACGGCACGGGUCAACCGGCAAGCCAACCACCAGAAACACUUCAGAGAUCCUCUCCUGCAAUGA
Aspergillus niger is the source of this 1329-nucleotide messenger RNA. RefSeq lists its product as uncharacterized. The record is from RefSeq and is a predicted model, not a curated record. Gene Ontology annotation, biological process: ribosomal large subunit biogenesis. The coding region runs from base 1 to 1329 and encodes 442 amino acids. Gene Ontology annotation, molecular function: zinc ion binding; nucleic acid binding. Gene Ontology annotation, cellular component: preribosome, large subunit precursor. Lineage: Eukaryota; Fungi; Ascomycota; Eurotiomycetes; Eurotiales; Aspergillaceae. The transcript is spliced from 3 exons.